Caenorhabditis remanei is the source of this 987-nucleotide messenger RNA. RefSeq lists its product as uncharacterized. The transcript has 4 exons. The record is from RefSeq and is a predicted model, not a curated record. The coding region runs from base 1 to 987 and encodes 328 amino acids. NCBI's taxonomy places the organism in Eukaryota, Metazoa, Nematoda, Chromadorea, Rhabditida, Rhabditidae.
AUGUCCUUAAUCUUUAUCAUUUUCCACACGACUCUAUCCUUAAUCGGAUGUGUUUUGAACUCAUUGCUCUGCUACGUGGCAGCAUGGAAAAGUCCUACUGUAAUCAAAACGUAUUCUAUCAUCACUGUCAACUUUGCAAUCACUAACCUGGCUAUUUGUGUUGUGAACUUUGUAUUACAAAUGAGAAUGAUUCCAAUCGAGAAGACUAUAAUUUUUGUAUCAUAUGGACCCUGUCAAUGGUUAAAUAACAGAAUUUGUUUUGAUUUGUACAGUGUCCUUGUCCACGUAUACACUCACACAAUCUGGUUACUGUUCGUGUCAUUCUGCUAUCGAUACUAUGUUAUGGUGAAGUCAGAACCAUCAAAAACUAGAGUUAACCUGCUUCUUCUGAUUAUUUAUAUUCCUUCAUUCUUUCAAAUGAUUCUUCUUUUCUUUGAUUUCACCGAUCCUUCAAUUCUUCUUAAAAUCCAACAAUCCUUAGUCCCUCAGUACAAUCUGAAAGGUCUCAUGAUAUUCGGAAUUGCUGAUAGUACCUCCUUCAAUGCAAUGUUUUCUAUCAUCCACGUGGCAGUUAUGAGUACUCCGAUCGUGUUAUGCAUAGUUGUUUUGAGGAAGAAAAUAUUGAAGAAAAUGUCAUUCAAGGGAGUCGAAGUGAAUUCGAAUACAAGAACUUUACAGUUGCAGCUACUUCGGGCUCUAACCGUCCAAGCCAUCAUCCCAUGCUUCUAUCUCAUUGGAGUUGUCAGUUACUUCAUCAGUCGACUGAAAAUCUAUAGAGAUCCAUUCUUCGAAUAUCUCAUUUUCUCUGCAUUCCUAUUUGUUCCUGUUCUCUCUCCAAUUUCAGCAUUCACUUUUGUCACCCCCUACAGGAAAUGGCUAUUGAGAGCAUGCCAUCUGAGCAUUUAUCGUGUUGAAUCAGAGAAAAAUGAGACAACGAAAGAAGUGACGAAUGAGACACGUUGGGGACAAUCGACAAAAACAAACUGA